AACAGCGUGACGCACCGCCUUUGCAUUUCACCACAGCGAGGCUAACGCUAAUGCUAAUACUUGGGAGGUGGAGGUAGUUACACGGUGUGUCGUAGAUUGUGUUUUGACCCAUCAUUCUCCGGUGAAAUAGACCUGGCCCGUGUAGAAGACCUCGUUUCCAUUUUCUUGUAUUUGUCUGGGAUGUAUGGAUGGAUAGUUGACGGAAUAUCGUCCCUUUUUGAGCCCAUUACCGGGCAAAACCCCACUGAGUGGCCUGGGAAAGGUAACGUUAGCGGGGAGGUACACGCGCGAGCUGGCGUGACAGCGCGGACAGAGAGCCACGGUAGACCGGUGAAACGUAACUACCAGAGCGUUCAUGUGGCAGACAGUGUUGGUCAGAGCGAGCAAGGGGAGGUGAAGAGACGGAGGCGAGAUGUAGUCAUUAGCUUUGUGAAGAAGACUGUGGCAGGAGUGGCGAGUCUUCUUAGACUGCGAAACCCACUGACAGCCAACUGUGAGAAGCGUCGACUCUAUGAAGACACCCAGAUCCUGAUGGGAAUAGAUGAGCUCCACACCUCAUGGAUGAGUUCUGAGUGGAGGAUGGACAAACCUGAUGUGAAUGAGUGGGAGAGGGGUGGGAAGAAUUCCUUCCAGAGCUCCUCACCUCCCUUGAUGAGGAAAUACAGUGGGGCAGGACUGCCAGCAGGGAUCUCUGACAGAGGGAAAGACAGGGAGAGGAGAAGUUCCCUCCAGCUGCUUCCCUCUAGGCCAGCUCUGAGGGUAGGAACAGGAACCGCCAACCCAGACUCAACUUGUAACAGCCUUGGACACAACCGUUGCCACAAGCCCAGUCUUACGGUGGAAGAGACCAUAAAGCAAAACAAUAAAGAACACUACAGGCGAUUGUUGGAGAUGGUGACGGAGAAAUAUAGCAAAAGCCAACCGCUGCCUUUUAACCAAACAAAACCACAAGAUGAGUCAGUCCUGCAGAGUGAGCACAGAGCUACUGCUUCUGGAAAAGCCUGUGAAUCCGUAUCCAGGAAGGCAGGACACAAUACAGCCACCCCACGCGUGUUUACAUGGAGAAAUGUAUCUGCAACCAAGGACACCAAAGACAGGAGGGGUGGCAUGAGUUUCAGCAAAACAUUCAGUGGAACAUUUGAGGACAUGCAGAAUGUCAGAUGUGCGAAGAUGAAACAGGCAGCAGAGGUGGACCUCUCUACUGAAGUCGCUACACGCCUAAAUCUAGUGGACAGAGAAAUUCCUUCUCUCCCCCAGCCUGACACACAUUCUACACACACUGCACAUGCACGCCAUAGCGAGGACGACUUCCCUAGACUCACAAAGGAAAUGGCAGCAGAGGUGAGUCGUGCUCUCGCUCAGAGUGAUCCUAAUCUCGUUCUGAGCGCGGCUUUCAAGCUACGCAUCACACAGAGAGACCUGGCUACACUGCAGGAAGGCAGCUGGCUCAACGAUGAGGUGAUCAACUUCUACCUUUCCCUGGUUAUGGAGCGAUGCUCUGGCCAAGCCACAGGAUUGAAGGUCUACUCAUUCAGCACCUUCUUCUUCCCCAAGCUGUGGGGUGGAGGAGGAGGGCAGGCAGGAGGCCACACGGCUGUGAAGCGCUGGACCAAGGCUGUGGACGUCUUCUCCUACGAUCUCAUCCUGGUCCCUCUGCAUCUGGGUGUCCACUGGGCAAUGGCUGUGAUAGAUUUAAAGUCCCGGACAGUGAAGUCAUAUGACUCCAUGGGCCAAAGACAUGACGAUAUCUGUAGUAUGUUACUACUCUACCUGAAGGAGGAGCACAAAGUGAAGAAGGGCCGAGACCUUGAUAGUGCCAAAUGGACUGUCAGCAGUUUGAGGGCCACAGACAUCCCCCAGCAGAGAAAUGGAAGCGACUGCGGUGUUUUUGCCUGUAAAUACGCUGACUUCAUCGCAAAAGGAAAGCCUCUCACCUUCAGACAGUGUCACAUGCCUCUCUUCAGGAAGUUAAUGAUUUGGGAAAUUCUCAACCAGAAGCUGCUAUAGAGGAGCGCAACAUCUAUCAAGCAUCUUCUAUCAAUCAACUACCCAAUAACACAGACAUUCUCGAUGGGAAUUACUUCUGUGUACAGCAACUAUAUGUUGAUGAAGGCAUAAAUGGGCCAAAGACUGCAACCUGAAACCCUAACCUGAUUUUUGUUCUGGCCUCUAGAAAUCAAGCACUAACUAGUCUUACUAGUUGAGGAUGUCCCUUUAUCUUUCAGGGACUUAUUCACACCUAAUUAUAAUCUCUGAGUUGUAAUUGGAGACUUUAUUGGGAUGGGAUGAGAGAAUGUUACACAGGGAUCGGCACUACUGACUGAAUGGCUUUUUUUUUAUAUAUAUAUUUUGAUGUUGGAUUGUUUGUUCUCUUCCUGAAGUGCCUUUAGUGUAUUAAUCCUCUGACCUUUAGCUCAGUUUGAAGAGCGUCAUUUUGUCUGUCAUGGGAAGCUACUUGGUAGCACGCAACUGGAGAUGUGUUUUGAGGAGCUGGAUUCCUGUUUGACCGUCACUUUGAUUGAAGCAGCUCCAGGUCAAUGAGUUUUGAGUUUUGGUUUCAUUUGGCUAAGCCCCUCCUACUGAUGAACUCCAACUGCAGUGGUUGCCAUACACAUUCAUUGCCAGCCAACAGACCAUGAAAUGCAAGCUUUUAGUGGAACAUGAUUGGACAAAAUACUAGAUCAAAUACCUCUUUUUUUUCAGACCUUGUUGCAGAUGAACUGGUGGAAAAAAUGCAUGGUUGGGCAACAUUAUUUUUAUUUUGACAUAAAUUUGACAAUUAUUUAUGUGACUUGACUGGAUGAGAAAGGUGUGUGUGUGUGUGUGUGUGUGUGUGUGUGUGUGUGUGUGUGUGUGUGUGUGUGUGCGCGCGCGCGCGUGCGUGUGUGUGUGUUUACUUGAUUUCUCCCCAUAAUGGUCCAUAAGGCAUUUCAGUGAUUAUACCGCACAAAGCUACUUAGGGCUACUACAUUGACCUGUACAUAAUAAACUACUGUACUCUGCAUGUUUAAGUCCAUGCUAAAACAGUCUGUGAUAUUUCCUGUAAUGAGGUUUUUUUUUUUUU
Myripristis murdjan (pinecone soldierfish) is the source of this 3064-nucleotide messenger RNA. RefSeq names its product SUMO specific peptidase 2 (gene senp2). Gene Ontology annotation, biological process: protein desumoylation; proteolysis. NCBI's taxonomy places the organism in Eukaryota, Metazoa, Chordata, Actinopteri, Holocentriformes, Holocentridae. Gene Ontology annotation, molecular function: deSUMOylase activity. Gene Ontology annotation, cellular component: nucleus. The transcript has 17 exons. The record is from RefSeq and is a predicted model, not a curated record. The coding region runs from base 181 to 2007 and encodes 608 amino acids.